Messenger RNA from Xenia sp. Carnegie-2017, 844 nucleotides. RefSeq names its product probable ATP-dependent DNA helicase HFM1. Bases 141 to 539 code for a protein of 132 amino acids. Gene Ontology annotation, molecular function: ATP binding; nucleic acid binding. The transcript has 4 exons. NCBI's taxonomy places the organism in Eukaryota, Metazoa, Cnidaria, Anthozoa, Malacalcyonacea, Xeniidae. The record is from RefSeq and is a predicted model, not a curated record.
UGCAUGUAGUGCUGUGAUUGUGUCAUCUACGUAGCGAAACCAAAAAGGUAGUGCAUGUUUGUAAGUCAUGAGUGCCCGUUUCUCUAUAGAUUGCUAGACCUGGGUAUGAUGAAAUUUUUUUCCAGGAAAAAUGGGACAGUAUGACAAGGAAAUGGAAAAAUAACAAAGCUCUGGUGCAAGCUGUACGAUUAUUUCUCGUUGACGAGGUGCAUUUACUGAACGACGAGUCACGUGGACCAACAAUGGAAGCAGUAAUAAGCAGAAUGAAAACGGUCAAGACUACAGAAAGUCGAAUCUGUCAUCGAAAAGAAAUUUUCGGAACAAAUAUAAGAUUCCUGGCCGUAUCAGCCACCAUACCUAAUGCUAAUGACAUAGGAAAAUGGCUUGAAACAGACGAUGAUCCGACAGCAACAUACAGUAUGGACGACAGCUAUCGGCCAGUAAAACUACGCAAAGUUGUAAUAGGCUAUCCGUGUAAAAACAACAUCACCAACUUUCGAUUUGAUCUUUCAUUCGUGUGUUUGUUCAUUAUAGUAUAAGUGUACGUAGUGCGAGAUAACGAAUAAACCUUCACGUUUUAUUGAAACAUUAAUAACUAUAUUAAUGAAAAAUCAAUAUCUUAUUGACAACAUGCAGGGAAAUUUGAUAUUUUCAUCCACAUAUUUAAAACAAUACCACAAUAGGUAGGUGAUCGACAUUCAACUUAAACACUUCGCUGAAAAACCUUGAUACUCAGCAAGCGAAAUAUAGAAAUGAUAAUCUUUGUUGUAAUUAUAAGAUUUUUGAGUGUUGCACUUUGUUCUAUGGAACAAAAGUUGUCAAAAUAUACAUUAAAACCUCAUCA